Messenger RNA from Betta splendens (Siamese fighting fish), 664 nucleotides. RefSeq names its product polymerase (RNA) III (DNA directed) polypeptide K (gene polr3k). Bases 142 to 468 code for a protein of 108 amino acids. The transcript has 3 exons. Gene Ontology annotation, cellular component: RNA polymerase III complex. Gene Ontology annotation, biological process: DNA-templated transcription; termination of RNA polymerase III transcription. Gene Ontology annotation, molecular function: DNA-directed RNA polymerase activity; zinc ion binding; nucleic acid binding. NCBI's taxonomy places the organism in Eukaryota, Metazoa, Chordata, Actinopteri, Anabantiformes, Osphronemidae. The record is from RefSeq and is a predicted model, not a curated record.
CCUUGUUUCAUCAGCUGUGUUUCCGCUUCACAUGGUCAAGUUGUUUAUAGCAAGAAAAAGGCAGCCUGUGUAAAACAGUGCACUUACGUCGUGUUUUUUGUUUUAAUUCAAAACCAUAAGUGCAUACAUUUAUUGGCGAAUAUGCUUCUUUUCUGUCCAACAUGUGGAAAUGUUUUAAUUGUUGAGGAAGGACAGAAGUGCAUGAGAUUCGCCUGUAACACAUGUCCGUACGUACAUAACAUCACAAGAAAGGUAAAUAACAGGAAGUAUCCUAAGUUGAAAGAGGUGGAUGACGUUCUGGGUGGUUCUGCAGCCUGGGAAAACGUGGAUUCGACUGCUGAAACAUGUCCCAAGUGUGAACAUCCUCGGGCGUAUUUCAUGCAGAUUCAGACCAGAUCAGCAGAUGAACCAAUGACUACUUUCUACAAAUGCUGCAAUGCCCAAUGUGGACAUCGAUGGAGAGACUAAUGCAGUUGUAGUUAAAGCUCAGGGGACCUUGAGUUGGUCCCUUGUCUCAAAAUACUCAACCUUUUAUUUAUUGCUAAGGCUCUGGUGGAUGUUGUAGAUUCUUUUGAUGAUUUCAAGAUUGCAUAAUUUUUCAGACGUUUCCAUGAAGUAAUCACUUCCCAUGCACAGUAAAAUAAAUUUCAAUGAAAACUGUUAA